Exaiptasia diaphana is the source of this 1057-nucleotide messenger RNA. RefSeq names its product O-antigen export system ATP-binding protein RfbB. The annotation marks the transcript as partial. The transcript has a single exon. Lineage: Eukaryota; Metazoa; Cnidaria; Anthozoa; Actiniaria; Aiptasiidae. Gene Ontology annotation, molecular function: ATP binding; ATP hydrolysis activity; ABC-type transporter activity. Gene Ontology annotation, cellular component: membrane. The record is from RefSeq and is a predicted model, not a curated record.
AUGAGCAAGACAUUGAUUCAAGCCGAGCACUUGUCGAAGACCUACAAGGUCUUUACCCGCCCUGUCGAUCGUUUCGUAGAAGCCGUCACCGGUCGUCCGCGUCACCAGAAGGUGGAGGCGCUGAAAGACGUUGGUUUCGAGCUCAAGGAGGGCGAAGGGCUGGGCAUCGUCGGCGAAAACGGAGCCGGCAAAAGCACGCUGCUGAAGAUCCUCUCCGGGGUGACGGUGCCGACCGAAGGCCGGUUGCGGGUGGAAGGUAGGGUUGCGUCUCUACUGGAGCUCGGCAUGGGAUUCCACUCCGAGCUGACCGGACGCCAGAACAUUCGGCUGAAUGCCGCGAUGAUGGGUUUUACGGACGAGGAAACCGACGUCAAGACACCCAGAAUUAUCGACUUCAGCGAGCUCGGCGAGUUCAUCGAUCGACCGAUCAAGACCUAUUCGAGCGGUAUGGCCAUGCGGUUGGGCUUUUCCAUCGCGGUUCAGGUCGAGCCCGACAUUCUGAUCAUCGACGAGGCGCUGUCCGUAGGCGACGGGUACUUUCAAAAGAAGUGCAUGGACGAGAUUCGGCGUUUGUUGGAUAGGGGCUGCACCUUCUUGUUCUGCUCCCAUGCCAUGUACUACGUCUCGCAUUUCUGCGACCAAGCCCUGUGGUUGCGUAAGGGUCAAGCCGAGGCUUUCGGCGAGGUCGCGGGUGUGGUUCGCGAAUACGAAUCGUUCCUAGCCAAGAAAUCGAAGAAGAAUCGCCCCCAGGAAAGCUUGCCUGAGAAAGAAGGUCCGGCAAGCUUUACGGCAGCCCGUAUGCUGGGCGGUCAGGAUGGGGUAUAUCGGCGGGGCGAGUCCCUGGGCAUCGAGGUCUCCUGGCAAGCGGAGAAACCGGACUUGAGCUUCCACCUCGGAGUGGCGAUCGACCGUAGCGACGGAGUUCAGAUCAUGAGCUUCUCAAGCCACCGGGAUGGCAGGGAUCCAUUGACCGGGUCCAACCAGCACCAUCUGCGGCUUUGGAUUCGAGACCUACCGCUGCUGCGGGGAGAAUUCGAAAUCUACCUAUUCUUGCUCG